Molecule: messenger RNA, 1907 nt
Organism: Equus quagga
Lineage: Eukaryota; Metazoa; Chordata; Mammalia; Perissodactyla; Equidae
Gene: SCCPDH
Product: saccharopine dehydrogenase (putative)
Exons: 12
Coding region: 87-1376 (429 amino acids)
Biological process (GO): glycolipid biosynthetic process
Cellular component (GO): mitochondrion; lipid droplet; plasma membrane
Source: RefSeq, a predicted model, not a curated record
GCUGCGCCCGGUACUUGGGUCGCUGUCUGAGGCGCAGGCGUAGUGCGCUCCGCCUGCCCGGGGCCUCCGCUCGCUGUGGGCUCGUCAUGGAGACCCAGCCGCGGCCUUUCCAGCUGGUGGUGUUGGGCGCGUCUGGCUUCACCGGCCAGUUCGUGACCGAGGAGGUGGCCCGGGAGCAGGUGUCCCCGGGGCGGAGCUCCCACCUGCCCUGGGCCGUGGCGGGCCGUUGCCGGGAGAAGCUGCAGCGCGUGCUGGAGCGGGCUGCCCUGAGGCUGGGAAGACCGACGCUGCCAUCUGAAGUUGGAACAAUAAUUUGUGAUAUCACUAAUCCAGCCUCACUUGAUGAAAUGGCUAAACAGGCAGCCGUUGUCCUCAAUUGCGUAGGCCCAUAUCGAUUUUAUGGAGAACCUGUAGUAAAAGCAUGUAUUGAAAAUGGAGCUAGCUGUAUUGACAUCUGUGGAGAACCUCAGUUUCUGGAGCUGAUGUAUUGGAAGUAUCAUGAGAAAGCUGCAGAAAAAGGUGUUUAUAUUGUUGGAAGCAGUGGCUUUGACUCCAUUCCAGCAGAUCUGGGAGUAAUAUAUACCAGAAAUAAAAUGAAUGGUACUUUGACUGCUGUGGAGAGUUUCCUGACUGUACAUUCAGGACCUGAGGGGAUGUGCAUUCAUGAUGGUACCUGGAAGUCAGCAAUUUAUGGUUUUGGAGAUCAGAGUAAUUUGAAAAAACUACGAAAUGAGUCAAAUCUGAAACCUGUCCCAAUUGUUGGUCCAAAAUUGAAAAGAAGGUGGCCAAUUUCUUACUGCAGAGAACUCAACAGCUAUUCCAUUCCUUUCAUGGGAGCGGAUGCGUCUGUUGUGAGACGGACUCAGCGUUACUUGCAUGAAAAUUUAGAGGAAUCACCUGUUCAGUAUGCUGCCUAUGUAACUGUGGGAGGCAUCACCUCUGUUAUUAAGCUGAUGUUUGCAGGCCUUUUCUUCUUAUUCUUUGUGAAGUUUGGCAUUGGAAGGCAACUUCUCAUAAAAUUCCCAUGGCUCUUCUCCUUUGGUUAUUUUUCCAAACAAGGUCCAACACAAAAACAGAUUGAUGCCUCAUCAUUUACAAUGACAUUUUUUGGUCAAGGAUACAGCCAAGGCUUUGGCCCUGAUAAGAACAAACCAAAUAUCAGAAUUUGUACUCAGGUGAAAGGACCAGAGGCUGGCUAUGUGGCCACACCCAUAGCCAUGGUCCAGGCAGCCUUGACUCUCCUAAGUGAUGCCUCUGACCUUCCUAAGGCGGGCGGGGUCUUCACACCUGGAGCAGCUUUCUCCAGAACAAAGUUGAUUGACAGACUCAACCAACGUGGCAUUGAAUUUAGUGUCAUUAGCAGCUCUGAAGUCUAAACAUUUACAGAAUUAACCAAAGUCAUAAAAUGCAUGAAUUAACAGCUUUUUUAUUUGAUAUUUGAAAUUCUUCUAUAAGCCUGUCUGACUGUAUGUGGAAAAGAUUGUCAAAUUUAAAAUGUGUACACAUUAAAAGCAGGAAAUUGUACUAGCUUACCCUAAAUUUCAAAUCUUAGCUGAUUCUGUGAUUUCAUUGCUUGUGAGAGAGAACUGAUAUUUGACUGACUUUUUCAUUGAAGAAUGCAUGGUCGGUGUUUAUAAGUAAGCUGGCAGAUUAGAGGGUGGGGAGGGUAUGUCUGUAUGUGUCGCUCACAGAUUCCUUGAUGAGGUGCCUAGGCUUGUUCUGUAAGGCAGUCCCUGCUGCUUCCUUCCAUGCUACUGAGUGGGAUCUCACUUUCCGGUGAGUUUCCCUGUCAAUUGUGUGGGCCUCUGCCAGAUGAAACUGUAUUCUUUUGCUAUUUUAGCCUAGUUUUUGCCUAUCUAUGCUGACUGCUUUUGGACUAAGUUGAGUAAUAAAGGGUUGUCAGUUGA